UUUGGUUGUCUAAGAUAAAAACGACUUUAGGUCGAAGUAGUAGAAGUGUAUAAGGUAGAGAGCAGUUGUUUUGGAUUUGAUUCCUUUAAAUUACUGUUUAACAUGUUUUAUUUUCACAUUUAAAUUAAAAAAAAAAGUUAUUCCAGUGUGUAUUGUACGUAUAGUUUAACGAAAAGGAUCUACCCUCAUAAAUUUGUCAUUUACAUUAAAUUUUGAUCGAUUUAGACGACAAUUUUUUUUUUAUUGAAAGUUUAUUUUAUUUUUGGUGUAUGCCUGACCCUUUAACUAUCAAUAAAGUUACCUAAAUUGACGUUUACCCAAUCAUCAACCAUCAACGUCAUCAAACAAGUUUUUAGUCAUAAUGACGACACCGGAGCAGUAGGUACGAUCAAGUACGAUUUGUCCGUCAAAACCGGUAUUUUAGGUUACCCGUGAAGAAGCGAGUACCGUGAUGUCUUAUUAAUAUUUAUCUCGUUUUAAACGUCAUUUAAAUAAGUGAAAGUGCUAACAAUGUGUGAAGGUUGUGCGAAACCUUUUUUGUAUUUAUUUGGAUUCAAACCACUCUCGAUAUGGGUUUCUCUGAACAUGAUCGUCGCAGAAGCGUGGAGGUCGAGCUACCUCUUCUGGGUGUUCCCGCUCCUCAUCGUGCUGGUCAUCCUCGCUAUUCUGGGCGUCUUCACCGUUCUACUUGGAAUCAGGUUAUACGCGCAAUACACCUGCGGUCGCUACCGCGGUAAAGCCAGGAUGGACGGCAAGACAGUCAUCGUGACCGGCUGCACCAGCGGCAUUGGCCGGGAGACGGCCAAGGAGUUGGCCAAGCGGGGCGCUACGGUCAUCAUGGCUUGUCGGAAUGUGGAGGCGGCGGAGAAGGUUAAAGAGAAAAUCAUCGACGCGACAAAGAACUCCAAAGUCGAGGUAAAGAAGCUGGACCUCAGUUCCUUCUCCUCUAUCCGCGCCUUCGCCGAAGACAUCAACAAAAACGUACAGAAACUGGACGUGCUCAUCCACAACGCCGGCUACGCUGAGACCUUCAAGAGAAACAAGUCCCAGGAUGACAUAGAAUUAACCAUGGCUACCAAUCAUUACGGUCCUUUCUUGCUAACACAUCUUCUUAUUGAUUUACUGAAGAAAAGCGCACCAUCAAGGAUUAUCGUCGUAGCUUCAUCUCUAUACCGUCUAGCUACUUUUAAUCUUGAAAACCCAAACCCCACUUCCACUUUACCCGGUUAUUUGUACUAUGCGUCCAAGGAAGCUAAUAUACUCUUCACCAAAGAGCUGGCAAGACGUUUAGAAGGUACCGGAGUUACAGCCAACUGUCUUCAUCCAGGCAUGAUUGACAGUGGAAUUUGGAGGUCCGUCCCUGCGCCUUUAAGCUGGGGUCUUUGGGCUAUCAACAAAUGCUUCUUCAAGACGCCAUUCCAGGGGUGUCAGACAUCAGUCAUGUUGGCUGUAGAUGAACAGCUUGAGAAGGUUACUGGAAAGUAUUAUUCAGAUUGUGCAGAGAGCGCGUUGUCGGAGUCAGUUUCUGAUCCGCAAAGGGCGAGAAAGCUUUGGGAAGUGUCGGAGAAGAUGGUGAAACUUGAAGAGAAUGAUCCGAGGAUUGAAGCCGGAGUACAGCAAUAAGAUCAUAUUAAAAUGGCACCACGAAAAUGAAACAGCGGACAUCUUUUACAUUUUAAACUAGCGUCGGGGAUUUCGACAGUAUAGAUAUUCUUGGAAUGAGAAAUAGCAAAGCACUUUAGUUUUUUUUUUCAAUAGUUAUUCAUCAGACAAGGCCUUUUGAUUUGUCUGAUUUAUUAAUUUAAUCAGUAGGUAGGUCUCCAACGCGAUGUCGCUUGUUGUAUCAUGGCGACCCUGUGAGAGCCCUGUCUUUGGAGAUCUUCAAAAGAUGUAAAGUAAAUAAAAGUGCCAGUUUUACGGCUUGCUGGCGUUAUUACAUAGAGUCAAACCAAACUAAGUUGGCAACGAUAGCCCAGCCUGUGCAAGUGUUAAAUAAACGUAUUUCAUAGAAGAUUUACGUUUAAAAUAACACUUGCGCUGUAUGGGUUGUCUAAUUCGCUGCCAACUUAUCUUGGUCUUACUAUAUUUUAAAAUUCGUUGAUGUUCUCUUUUAGUUGAUGUUCUCACUAGAAGUGGAAGGCUCAAGUAGGUUUACGUGUAAUGUUUAUAUAAUAACUAUUUAAGGAAUAACAUUAUAUUGGUGAGCAAUGAAGAAUAUUUGUAUUAUAUAAAGAAGUUCCAUUAUACAUAUGUUUCAUAUUCUGAGCAUUAUUUUUCAAUAUUUGACAAAGAUGAAAAUUCAUGUAAAAUUAGGUACAAUUACGCUAAUCUUUUAAUAAUAAGAUAUUAACUUAUUUUUGGAAAUAUUUUAUUUACAUUAAGGUGUUUUAUUGUUGCAAUAAACAUUUUCAUAAAA
Molecule: messenger RNA, 2416 nt
Organism: Cydia pomonella (codling moth)
Lineage: Eukaryota; Metazoa; Arthropoda; Insecta; Lepidoptera; Tortricidae
Product: retinol dehydrogenase 14
Exons: 4
Coding region: 511-1623 (370 amino acids)
Source: RefSeq, a predicted model, not a curated record